UGUCGUCACUCUUACCGAAACGACUCGUAUGACAGUCAACUGCUCAAAUUUUCCAUAACAAAAGCACCAUUAGCUACCCAUGUCAAGAUUCAACUCUAAACAUUCUUUGAUCAUAUAAAAAUAUUGAAACUUCACAAAAAAUUCAUGGUGAAGACAGAGAUAUUAAGCAUGGAUGUGUAUAAAUAUUUUAUACUAUUGCUGUUAGUUACUUUUAUUUUACCAAUUGUGAAAUCCAAAGAGCAAUUAAGUUCAGGAGAAUGUGAGGAUCUUGGUUUUUCAGGGCUUGCACUUUGCUCUGAUUGCCAUACUUUUUCUGAGUAUGUUAAAAACCAAGAGUUGGUGUCUGACUGUCUGAAGUGUUGCACAGAGGAUUCUGAUGAUUCCAUUAGUAAGAUCACCUACUCUGGUGCAAUACUAGAGGUUUGCAUGAGAAAAUUGGUUUUCUAUCCUGAAAUUGUUGGUUUCAUCGAAGAAGAGAAGGAUCAAUUUCCCACCUUUAAAGUCCAAUAUCUUUUCAAUUCUCCACCGAAGUUGAUCAUGCUGGAUGAUAAGGGUCAGCAUAAGGAAACCAUUAGAAUUGACAAUUGGAAACGUGAACACAUGCUGCAGUACUUGCGGGAGAAGGUUAAGCCUACUUCAGCAUCCUAAGAGAGUGGCUUAAUUUUCUCUGUUGAAAAGAGUGGCUUAAUUUUGUGCUGAUGUGCCUGUAUCUUAAGUACUUGGAUGGUUUCAUAAAGAACGAUGAUUGAAUUAACUUAGAAAUAUGCAGUGUGAUCAGCAUUGUUAGUUUUCCUUUGAGCCCCUCUUAAGAUACCAUAGACUUGAAUUGAUGGUGUAUGGUAAGGUCAUAAGCAACGUAAAGGACUGUAAUUGGUUUCAGGGAA
Populus trichocarpa (black cottonwood) is the source of this 884-nucleotide messenger RNA. RefSeq lists its product as uncharacterized. The record is from RefSeq and is a predicted model, not a curated record. NCBI's taxonomy places the organism in Eukaryota, Viridiplantae, Streptophyta, Magnoliopsida, Malpighiales, Salicaceae. Gene Ontology annotation, molecular function: oxidoreductase activity. The transcript is spliced from 4 exons. Gene Ontology annotation, cellular component: endoplasmic reticulum lumen. The coding region runs from base 145 to 648 and encodes 167 amino acids.